AUGAGUGCAGAUUUAAGCCUAAAAGAAACCCUGAUGCUUUUUGAUAGAAAUUGUGACGGCACAGUUUCCUUCAGGGAAUUUAAUGAAUUACUUUCUGAUCUAGAUAUAGGAUUAAGCGAACCACAAGUACGAAUCCUUAUGCGGCUUAUUACAGCAAGCUCAGCAUUUAAUGCAGCAGCAGGAAGUAUUGAUGUUGCUGAAUUCUUAGGAAGAUUUAAGGUUGUAUAUUCUAAUUCUAUUAAGGAAGACCCUCAAUCAAAGCUACCAUGGUUACGUCGUGCCCUACAUUGUAUAGGGAAGGCAAUUCUAUCAGAUAAGGCAGAAGCAGCAUCAAGACAUUACCAGCAGCAGCAGCAAAUAACACAAGAAGGAGGAAUUAUUCAUGAUGUACAGCAGCAGCAACAAACAAGAAGAAGAAGCUCAGCUGUACGUGCUGUUGCUCUCUUCCAAAAAUUCAAAGAUUAUAAUGGAGGAGGAGAUGGAUAUUUAUCUUAUGAGGACUUUGUGAUGGGUAUAAAACGUCUUAAUAUUAAUGAAGAAGAAUUAGGGUUUGCCCUAACUGAUGCACAUCUUUUCCGAGUAGCGGAGGCAAUAGACCUAACGGGAUCCAAGAGAAUAAAUUAUUUAGAAUUUCUUCAAGCUUUCCAUGUUGUUGAUAGUAGCUCCAAUAAUAACGUAGCAGAAGAACUAUGGGGCCAAAUAUGUACAACCCUAUUUCAGCACUCUAGUAGUAUUCGUCGAGCCCUCCAUCAAUUCGAUUUCGACUUAACCGGAAAAGUUGAUUCAGAGGAUUUCCGAUCGGCACUUGUUACUCUUAAUACUGUACUAGCUAGGACAGAGGCACCAUUAACAGAAGAGCAAAUAGAUUUAUUGGUGAAUUUUAUGGAUUUAGAUAGCGAAGGGAUGGUUGAUGCAGCAAAAGCAGCAGGGAAAGCAGCAGAGCAAGAGGGAGAUGAUGAUGAUGAUGAUGAUGAUGAUGAUGCAGCAGCAGCAGCAACACAUGAUGCUACUGCAGCAGAUGCAGCAAAAGAUACAAUAGAAGGUACAUCUAAGGGAGCAGCAGCAGAGACAUCGGAUGCUGCUACAGCUAAUGGUAACAGCAGCAGCCGCAGCAGCAGCAAACAAUCCAUGGAUAUAGAUGAUGGGGAGCACUGA
Molecule: messenger RNA, 1155 nt
Organism: Eimeria maxima
Lineage: Eukaryota; Apicomplexa; Conoidasida; Eucoccidiorida; Eimeriidae
Product: serine/threonine protein phosphatase 5, putative
Exons: 9
Coding region: 1-1155 (384 amino acids)
Cellular component (GO): nucleoplasm
Molecular function (GO): calcium ion binding
Source: RefSeq, a predicted model, not a curated record